Haemonchus placei is the source of this 474-nucleotide messenger RNA. NCBI's taxonomy places the organism in Eukaryota, Metazoa, Nematoda, Chromadorea, Rhabditida, Trichostrongylidae. The record is from the annotation of a GenBank genome assembly.
AUGUUCUUCUUCAAGAAAGCAAGGGCCAGAUCUGCGCCAAGCUCAGGUGAUGCCAGGCUUGAAUUGACGCAAAAGGAAGAAGCACCGUCAAGACUGGCUCGACGAAGGACAAAACGACGGACAACUAGAAAAACACGAAUCCAAGGGAAAACUGUUGAGGAAACCUCCAAGAGGGCUGUCAGGAAAAAGACCGGUCUGACUAUAGAGGAUGAUACGCCUUCAUUGCAAAAGACCGCUACAAGUUCUCGAAGCGUGCCAGCUAAAAGUUUCGAGGAAACAUCGCAGCGUCGCGUGUCAAGAGCUGCGAAGCGUGCUCAGGUGAAAGUAUUCGUUGAAGAGACGUUCAAAAAAGGAGUCAAGGGUCUAAUUGCUGAAUUCAAAUCUAUGAAAAGAGUCAAUGAUUUUUCGAAAAUGACCGAAUUCGUUGCACAAAAUGCUCAGGGAAGAAAUCGUUACAAGGUCGGCAAUCCAUGA